Molecule: messenger RNA, 2802 nt
Organism: Cataglyphis hispanica
Lineage: Eukaryota; Metazoa; Arthropoda; Insecta; Hymenoptera; Formicidae
Gene: atl
Product: atlastin
Exons: 9
Coding region: 265-2301 (678 amino acids)
Biological process (GO): protein homooligomerization; endoplasmic reticulum organization
Molecular function (GO): GTP binding; GTPase activity
Source: RefSeq, a predicted model, not a curated record
CCGGUUUCCGUUGGUCUGCCUCUCGUACGACACUCGUGAAAUGCUGCCAACUCUCGGAGUUCGCCAUCACGCACGGCUCAAGGAGUGUCGACCGGGAUAUUUCUAGUCCGGUUCUUUUCACGGACUUAGUACCUGAGUAUCGUGGAUGCCCGGUGCAUCUACGCGCCGUACGGCCGAGUGUUCCUCGUUUUGUGUAUUUAUACCUCGCGCCUGUUCGCCUCUAUUUUAUCGAAACGCGUGUAUCGUGUCGAUUCUGUGACGAAUAUGAGAGCCGGAAAUAUGACCGAUAGGAAUAUCGUAAAACCGAGACGAAAGCGGCUCGACGACCCUUCCGGGUCAAGGUCGAGCUCAGAGAGAUCGGACAGGCCGAAGAAACCGGCGAGGCCGCCGAGAACGAGGACGCAGCAGGUCGCGAAUGUGACAGCGACUAACAAUUCUGAUUUUGGAAAUGUCACGCAACGCAGCACAUUUGCGGAAGCACAUCAGAGACAGACCGAGAAGGCCCCGAUGACGACUCUUGACGAGAACGUAAACCGCAUACCACGAGAAGAACAGCAUAAGACAACCGAAAAUAUGGAUAAUUUAGGGAAAAGCGAUCGAAUAGAAAGGAUUGCGCCGAUGAAUGCACAAACGCUGGACACAUCAUCGAACGAGGGGCGGCCUGUCCAAGUAGUACUUGCCCAUCCAGAUCAUACCUUCGAAUUAGAUGAAGAGGCGUUAUCUGAAAUUCUUUUACAUGACGAUGUGAAAGAUAGAAGUGUGGUUGUGGUGUCUGUUGCAGGUGCCUUCAGAAAAGGCAAAAGUUUUCUUCUUGAUUUUUUUCUUCGUUACAUGAAUUGCAAGUACACGCAAAAUAAUACCGAUAAUACUGAUUCUUGGUUGGGUGCUGAAGAUGAACCGUUGAGCGGUUUUUCGUGGAGGGGCGGUUCUGAAAGGGACACUACGGGAAUACUGAUGUGGUCGAAGGUUUAUCCUACUACCUUGGCAAACGGUGAGAAGAUCGCAGUGAUUCUUAUGGACACUCAAGGCGCGUUUGACAGUCAAUCCACGGUGCGGGACUGCGCGACAGUCUUCGCGUUGAGUACAAUGCUGUCCUCCGUGCAAAUAUACAAUCUGUCACAAAACAUCCAGGAGGACGAUCUUCAGCAUUUACAAUUAUUCACCGAGUACGGUAGAUUGGCGCUGGAGAGCUCUGAUAGUACACCUUUUCAGAGAUUACAAUUUUUAGUCAGGGAUUGGGUUUAUCCGUAUGAGGCUGAUUAUGGGGCGGAAGGCGGAAAAAAAUUGCUCAACAAGAGACUGGAAAUCUCCGACAGGCAGCAUGCGGAAUUACAAAGCUUGCGAAAGCACAUUAAGUCCUGCUUUUCGGAUAUAUCUUGUUUCCUUAUGCCACAUCCCGGUCUGGAAAUCGCAACGAAUCCAAAAUUUGACGGUAGAUUAUCCGAAAUACAGUCAGAGUUCAAAAAACAGUUGAAAGUGCUCAUACCAAUGAUAUUGGCACCAGAAAAUCUAGUAACUAAGAAAAUUAAUGGUCAGGUCGUGAAAGCGAAAGAUCUGUUGGAAUAUUUCAAAAGUUACAUUAAUCUUUAUAAAGGAGAUGAACUUCCUGAACCGAAAAGUAUGCUUGUGGCUACAGCAGAAGCUAAUAAUUUAACAGCUGUAGCUGAAGCUAAAGAUUUGUACCUUCAUAUGAUGGAAAAUGUGUGCGGUGGAGGAAAACCGUUUUUAGCGACCGCGCACUUAGAAUCAGAACAUCAUCAUUGUAUGGACUCGGCUCUUCGCCAAUUCCAAAAUAAACGAAAGAUGGGUGGAGAAGAAUUCAGUCAAAUAUAUAUGGAAAAAUUGAUUAAGGAUAUGGAAGACGCUUUCUUACAAUUCAAAGCACACAACGAAAGCAAAAACAUCUUUAAAGCAGCACGAACGCCGGCAGUAUUUUUCGCGAUUGCCGUUACUAUGUAUAUUUUGUCCGGAAUAUUUGGUCUUGUUGGUUUAUACACAAUAGCGAAUGUAUGCAAUCUUAUUAUGGGUAUCGGCCUCCUCACCCUUGUUUUAUGGGCAUAUAUAAGAUAUAGUGGAGAAUUCAGAGAAAUUGGCACACAAAUAGAUGACUUAGCCAAUAAAAUAUGGGAAAAUUGUACUAAUGAAAAACGAUAUUUGAAAAAGGUCUGGCUAUGUGCUCAUCUUUGUUAUAAAUUAACGUAUAAAUUAAGAUACCUGAUCCUUUCCAUUGUCAUAAUUGUAUUUGCAAUACCUAUAUGUCAUUUUACUUAUCUUGAUCUUUGUAGACAUGGCUAUAUAUGAUCCCACGCUUUCCUUCCUCUUUAAUUUUAAAUUUACCAACUGUUUUAAUCUUGAAUUGCUUCUUGAUACUAUUAUUCACACAUUUAUGUUAUGCAAAUUUUUUUUUAUUCAAAGUUUAUUUGGUGAUACAAGAGAGUACAACCAUUAAUAUCAUUUUUUUUUUUUUUCUAUUCCUGUCAUAAGCCGUGCUAAUAGGAAUAAAUAUCGAAAAGGUAUGGCAUUUGGCUGCAUAUAUAAUUAAAUAUUUAUAACUGUACUAACAUUGACCAUACUUUUCUAUCAUUCAUUAUUUCAAUCAUGAUUUUUAACCGAAAAAUUAAAAUACUUUUACUAUUAAAACUUCUUUCAUGUUUCACAUUACAUUCCAUAAAAUAAAUGUUACACUUUAAAGUUGAAAAAUAAUUUUAAAUUCUGAUACUUGUAGAAAAAAUACACAAUCUUAAUUGCGCAAAAUUAUUUAUUAAUCACUAUAUAACUGUUGUAAAAUUAUGCAAGAAAGAA